AUGUCGUCUGACAGCAGAGGUUGUCGCCUACUUUCAGAUUUAAACAGCGUAUUUCGCAAAGACCCUGAGAUUGAUGAAUAUGACUUUUUACCAGUACUGGAACCCAAACACAACCGAAGUCCACUCAUUCUACAAGACCAUAAACUUGGACUUGAGAUGUGGAGUGUCAAAAUUCUUCAUCAUUAUGCCUACAAUACACUGAUGACAUGGAGAAUGAAAGAAGUUAAUGCCAAAUUCUUAGGUCCAUUAGAUUUGAUAUGUUUAACUAGAGCCAUAGUGUUAGUCAAUCCAGAUUGUUCUACUGCAUGGAACAUCAGAAAAGAACUAAUAGAGAGUGGUGACCUAUCAGUGGCAGAUGAUUUGAAACUUGGAGCAUUGGUAUUGGGAAAGCACCCAAAAAGUCCAGAAACUUUCAGUCACAGGAAAUGGUUAUUUACGACCUUAGUAGAUUCAUGCCUAGCUAACAGCAGUGGGAGUACAGUUAGUAAUAGUAGUGUCAAUAUGUACAAUAAUUUUGUUAAUAUGGACGCUAUCGAUGUCAAUUUAGAUCCCAAUGUACAGAAUGGAUAUAACGUUGAUCCUUCAUCAAAGCAGCCAGACUUCCAAGAACAUGCAUUUAAAGAACUCAGAAACUGUCAAAAAGCUAGUGACAAAUACCCUUCAAAUUAUAAUGCUUGGAGCCAUAGGAUUUGGGUUGUUAAACAUUGCUUAAAUUGUUCACUACAGGUUUUAUUUGGUGAACUACAUACAACAGAAAACUGGGUAUCUAAACACAUCUCUGACCAUAGUGGCUUUCAUUAUAGACAAUUUUUAUUGACAAGUUUACAGAAACAGUCUAUAGAUCUGAAGGAACAAUUUUCUGUCUGUUAUAGAAAUUUAAUACAGAAAGAACUUGCUACAACUAUAGAUCUGAUCAAAUGUUACGAGGGGCAUGAGGCUCUCUGGUAUCAUAGGAGAUAUAUAUUCCAGAAUCUGUGUCAGAGUUACUCAGCAGGUACCUUAGUGGAAUUGUUUCAUCCACAACAUGAAUAUGAAGAUGAUAUUGUAUUGAACAUUAGCCAAAAGAAAACAAAACUGGAAAAUGAAAGACAAGUACUUCUUCUCAAAGAAAUAGACACUGUUACAAAAAGUGAUUUAAUCAGUAAAGAUAAAUUUCAUAAAAGUUUGGCACAGAAAUACAUUGACUGGAUACAAAAAUUUUCAAGGUCAUUGGAGAGCUAAUAGUCAAGAUCGUUGGAAAGCUUGUUACAGAACUGAAUACAAUCUGGAUACAAAGAUUACUGUGGAUUCAUUUAUUUUUGUGUGUACCAAUUUUUGUGGAUUAAGGAAAAUUUGUAUUUUUGUGGAAAUUUUAUUUUGUGGUUUUGCAAAAGUCUGUAUUCAAGCAUGAUAGACAAAUUGUACUUCCUUGAACAUUAAAUUCCUGGUUCACCUUUAACUACAAAAUCCACAAAAACUAGUAUCCAAUGAAUAAUAAUGAAUCCACAGUAGUUAUGUCUCUAGUGUAGAAAAAAGUAUCAUUACAAUACACCUAAUACACCAGACUUGCAGUCAUACUAACAUACUGACAUAGAUAAAACAGAGGAAUUACAAACUGAUAGUUGCACAAAAAUAGGGUCAUAUUACAUAAUGGUAAAGUAUUUGAAAAAUGUUAACUUUAUGUUUUUUAAUGUUUAUGCAUUGUUUUUUAUUUAUUCAGGGGUGUUUCUAGGAUAUUUGAAAGAAGGGGUGUAGAAUCAAAUCUUUUGCCUUUUUUGGACCUUUUUUUUGCUAAAAAACAUAGAAAAAUUGUGAAAUGCACUAAUAUAACGGUUCCUGACUUGGAGCAUGUAUAUUUUAUAGUUUUUUGUUUUUUGUUUUUUUUUAAAAGGGGGGGAUUACGCCCUCACCUGGACCUGCCCCUGUUAUUUAAGCACUUUUUUUGGGGGGGGGGGGGGUUUAUUUUUUAUGCAACUUUUUCAAUUAUACAGCUUCAGUAUAUUGGUGAACUAACUCACUAUAUUGAUGUCAUAUAAAUAUGUUUUUUUUGCCACAUUAUUGGAAAAAGUACAUGUCUAUCUCUACUGAUCACUUCAUCACAACAGUAACAACAUACUUUAUAACCAAGGACCAGCCCAUAAGGGGCAUAAAGACCAUACAUAUAAAGGAAAAAUAAUAUUGAUAAGUAUAAAUUUAUAGAUUUUCUAUGGUUCUGAAAACAAAAGGGCAUUUCUUGGUUACGAUCUCCUUAAAGGACAAUAGUCCUUAGAUGAGAUAUAGCCAUGAAACUUUUUUUGAGUUGAAAGACGAACGAUGAUGUUUAUUGCUUUUCCCUAGGCAACGUCAAUAAUGUUGGCUUAUAGCAUCACUGUGUUCUCACUCUACUCAGCUGAUAAAAACCCAUUCUCAGUCAAGUAGCAUGAGAUGGAAAAUGAUCCCAAAGAAAUAUCAAAGAAAACUAAGAAAAUAGAAAUAAAGAUACAUUACCUCUGAUUUUAAUGUCUUGGUAUUGCUUGGAUUAGUUAGGCAAAAUAAUGAUAAACUUUAAUGUUGUAGAGUUUGUCAAAAACUGACUGUAGGUGUUAAACAGUCAUGUUGACUGUCUUUAGAUUGUAUGUAUGCAUAGAAAGUGGCCACUUUACCCUGUUAUUUAAUAAAAAAUCAUACAGUGCCAAUGUUCCACUGAAAUAUAGAUAUAUUUACACUUGUAUACAAAUUUGUCUGCCAUAACUUAGUCACACAAGUUCCCGUAACAUUUUGUAUCACAAAAAAAUAUACACCAGAGUUAUAUAGAUCCACUUAUAUUUAAACAAGUCUAAAUUGAAAACAACAUUCAAACCUAUGAUUGCGUUGGAUAAAAACCGCAAUUUUUAUACGUGUGCAUGCAAAACAAAUUUCUUGUUAGAGGGGUCUAAAUACAGCACAAACAACAUUUUUCAAAAGACCAAAAAAGUGAAAAAGUAUAUUUUAACAAAACGCAUUUGACUAACAGGUCGAACAACAAAUGUUCUUAAUAGACCCUGCUGACUGCCAUUGGCGAUUGCAAAAUAAACGGAUCACCGAUGUAAUAAAUGGAUCUUAAUUUUAAAUUUAAUACUAAACAGAAAACAAUAAACUUGCGGAAAAGAUGAUAUACCGCAAACAAAAGGUGCAAAGGUUUUUGUACACCAUAUCAGGAUUUCGACAAAUAAUGUCUCUUCAGUCCACUUAUAUAUAUAUACACUGUCUUUAUUCUUCACAUCUCAGUUGGUAGGCAGGUACUUAUAUUUACUCUUCUUAAACAAUAAACUUGAACAAUAAAUGUAUUGUUUAACAUUAUAGAUGUCUGUUUAUUAGCUGCUAAAUUAGUAUGUAGACGCAUGAAAGUUAUUGACACAUGGUUGUUGUUGGAAGCUGUUGUUACUUAUUGUAACAUUAUUGUGUAUUUCUCUACAUGUAUUUAUUUUGAUUAUCAGUCAAUGACAGAAGUUGGAAGAAUAAAUACUCAUUUAAUCAUGACAUGUUUGCCAACAUAUAUUCAGGGAUUGCAUUGAGUUAGUCAUUUGAUGUUUUGAUAUGUAUAUUUAUGUAUUUCAGUUUAUGGAGAAAAAUAUGAAGGAAUGAUAAAGUAAAUUGAUGAAUCUAAUUUUGAUUUUGAGAUUUUGAUCAUAUUCAUAGUUUCUUUGAUAUAAUUUUACCUCUUAAAAAUAGUAUUUAUUAUACAUGUACUUUCUUUAUGGUUGUGAUUUUUUAAAUUAAACAACUUGUGUUUUGGGG
Molecule: messenger RNA, 3735 nt
Organism: Mytilus californianus (California mussel)
Lineage: Eukaryota; Metazoa; Mollusca; Bivalvia; Mytilida; Mytilidae
Product: protein prenyltransferase alpha subunit repeat-containing protein 1-like
Exons: 7
Coding region: 1-1221 (406 amino acids)
Biological process (GO): protein prenylation
Cellular component (GO): cytoplasm
Molecular function (GO): protein prenyltransferase activity
Source: RefSeq, a predicted model, not a curated record